This is a messenger RNA of Coccinella septempunctata (seven-spotted ladybird), 1109 nucleotides long. RefSeq names its product pre-mRNA-splicing factor CWC22 homolog. Bases 103 to 639 code for a protein of 178 amino acids. NCBI's taxonomy places the organism in Eukaryota, Metazoa, Arthropoda, Insecta, Coleoptera, Coccinellidae. The record is from RefSeq and is a predicted model, not a curated record. The transcript has 5 exons.
CCGCCAUUGUACUGUAUAAACAACGACCGGGACGGUGUUGAACGGCGAUCGUGUGCGUGUUUUAUAAGUUCUAAUAGAUAAUUAUAAAAUAAUAUAUUUAAAAUGUCCGAUGUUGAAUCAGCAAAUACCAACAACUCUGUAAAUGAGGAAAAUAGCCAGACCACCAAAUCUAAAAGGUCGAGAAAGUCUAACUCGCCUAGGAAUGAAGCUGUGGUUAAGGGAUUAGGACCUGAGGUUGAAGGUAGGAGGCGAACGAGAUCUGCUGCCAAGGGAAUAACAGCCACUCCACCACCACCAGCAAAAAAAGAACGUCGUAGUCGUGGAAAGAAGAGCACAAGUGUAGAUGAAAGCGAGUCAACAAUCAAUAAUGAAAGCAGUGAGGAGGUGAAAACAAAUGAGGAAGAAGAAAAAAAAGAACCAGAAACAACAGAAAAUAACACUCAUGAUGAGAAAGAAGAAACUGCAAAUAACAAUGCUGAAACUACAAAAGAAACCGAAACCACUGAAAAUGGAGCAAAAGAAGACAGUGUAGACGCCCCCGAAGAGGAGAAGAAAACGGAGGAAGUGAAAGAAAAUUCCGAAGAAAACAGCAGUGCUGCUAGCUCAGCAGAAACAGAAGCUGAGAAAAAUUCUGAAUAAACAUAUUUAAUGUAUGACUUUUAAUACUGUAGGAUAUAAAGUGACAUGUAAUUAACAGUUUUAGGCAUUGUGAUCACAAAUGAAAAAAGGUUCGUUUAUUUCUAAAGAUUAAGUCGUACAAGGUUACAUUGUGUCAUUUCAAGUCAUGUCGGACAAUUACUUUUAAAUAUAUGAUUAUAGUAGAUUAUCACUUUAUUUACUUUGUACAUUUUGAUUCUUUAAUAGUAAUUGUUGGACAAAAGUAAACUUCAAUUUUUAUUGAUUAUUAUAAGUACAUAUUUUCAUAUGUACCUGAAUCUCUAUUCAUAAAGCGAAAGUUUAAAUAUGAGGUACAUGUUGAAUAUGGUUUUUCUUGUCUUUCAUUACCUACUAUUUAGUUAGUGUUACUGAAACUCACAUUUAAUUUGUUGAUAGCCAUUUCAUGAUUAUGUGUAAUCCGAUUGUUGAUUAAUACAGGUUUUCACUCUAAA